AGCUUCUGAAGUGCAAAAACCAUCAGCGCUAACUUAGCUCGGUUUCCGAGAAACAUAUACCAAUUCCGAUCCAGUUGGAGAUGUCUUCUGGGUCGAGGAGCGCAUCCCGCGGCGGCGCCAACCCGGAGUGGAGCAAGAAGGAGAACAAGCUGUUCGAGGAUGCACUCGCCUACUACGGCGAGGGCACGCCCGACCGUUGGCUCAAGGUGUCCCGCGCCAUGGGCGGUACCAAGACGGCUGACGAGGUGCGCCGCCACUACGAGAUCCUUGACGACGACAUCAAGCUGAUCGAGUCCGGCAGGGUCCCUUUCCCCAAGUACAACACCAAGGGCCAGGGGGCUUGGAACUGAUUCAUCAAUCAAAGGAGCAAAGCUUCUGGAUUCUGAAGAUCCUGCAAACAGGAUAACAUGUUGAUAAUCUAAUCCUUGGCUGGGACCAUAUUAUUGAAGCAAGCAUAAUUAUGUGUGUAUAACGAAGAUUGUGGGCACUUGGUUAGGAAUAAAAAGAAGAAACAUAUGUGUGUGUACAUAAUACUAGGUUUGUAAGGGAAUCAAGGGCACUUCUUCUCUCAGACGCUGGCAUGUAUUUUUCAUUCUGUAACUCAUCCCCAAUAAGUUUUGGAGUAAAUUUCAGUGAUGUAAAUCAUCCCC
Triticum urartu is the source of this 650-nucleotide messenger RNA. The record is from RefSeq and is a predicted model, not a curated record. Lineage: Eukaryota; Viridiplantae; Streptophyta; Magnoliopsida; Poales; Poaceae.